This is a messenger RNA of Python bivittatus (Burmese python), 1321 nucleotides long. It is a transcript of the gene BBS5, whose product is annotated as Bardet-Biedl syndrome 5. Gene Ontology annotation, biological process: intracellular transport; cilium assembly. Gene Ontology annotation, molecular function: phosphatidylinositol-3-phosphate binding. Lineage: Eukaryota; Metazoa; Chordata; Lepidosauria; Squamata; Pythonidae. The record is from RefSeq and is a predicted model, not a curated record. Gene Ontology annotation, cellular component: BBSome; ciliary basal body.
AGUUGACGGUUGUCAUGGCGGCGGCUGCAACAGCGGAUUCGCUGUGGGAGGACCGAGAUGUUCGCUUUGAUAUCUCUUCGCAGCAAAUGAAAAUGAGACUGGGAGAGAUCCUCAUUGAUUGUUUGGAGCCUAUUGAAGAUACCAAAGGAAACAAUGGAGAGAAAGGCAGACUCUUAGUAACAAACUUAAGAAUUAUUUGGCAUUCUGUUGUAUUGCCUAGAGUCAAUCUCUCUGUUGGCUACAAUUGCUUUGUGAAUACAACAACAAGAACGGCUAACUCGAAAUUAAGAGGCCAGACAGAAGCACUUUAUAUCUUAACCAAAUGCAAUAACACACGUUUUGAAUUCAUAUUUACAAAUGUGGUUCCUGGAAGCCCCAGACUUUUCGCUUCUGUUAUUGCUGUUCACAGAGCUUAUGAAACAUCGAAAAUGUACCGUGAGCUUAAAUUGAGAUGUGCGUUGAUUCAAAACAAACAACUGAGAUUGUUACCAAAAGAACAAGUAUAUGACAAAAUAAAUGGCGUUUGGAACUUAUCUAGUGACCAGGGAAAUCUGGGUACCUUUUUUAUUACAAAUGUAAGAGUAGUUUGGCAUGCUAAUAUGAAUGAUAGCUUUAAUGUCAGUAUACCAUAUCUACAAAUUCGUUCUAUAAAGAUUAGAGAUUCGAAAUUUGGCUUGGCACUUGUCAUUGAAAGCUCUCAGGCGACUGGAGGAUAUGUGCUUGGAUUUAAGAUUGACCCAGCUGAAAAACUGGAGGAAACUGCCAAAGAAAUAAAUUCAUUGCAUAAAGUAUUUUCAGUCAGUCCUAUAUUUGGAGUAGACUAUGAAAUGGAAGAAAAGCCUCAACAGCUAGAAGAUCUGACAGUGGAACAAGUACAGGAGGAUGUAGAAAUAGAGGCAAAUGAGCAGACAGAUGCUUUUGUGGCUUAUUUUGCUGAUGGAAACAAGCAACAAGACCGUGAGCCUGUUUUUUCUGAAGAGCUAGGACUCGCCAUAGAGAAACUAAAAGAUGGAUUCACGCUGCAAGGACUCUGGGAAGUAUUGGGUUGAUAUUCAUCUUAAAAACAUUGAAUAAUGAACUAAAUAUAUUUUGACUCUAAAAGUCAUGCUGCAGUCUUUUUUAAUCAAUCAAGCUAUAGCUACCUCUUUUAUGUAGACUGCAAGAAAAAAUAAUGUUCCUGUAUAGUUUUCACAUAAUAAUUUCUUGUAUUUAUAAGAUAUUUAAGCUCUGCUUUGUAUUUUUAUACAGUGCUUCAAUUGCUUGUGUUUAAAAUCCAUUAUGUAUUGUUCAUGUAUGACUGUAAAUAAAACUGAUACUUCAA